Molecule: messenger RNA, 1710 nt
Organism: Selaginella moellendorffii
Lineage: Eukaryota; Viridiplantae; Streptophyta; Lycopodiopsida; Selaginellales; Selaginellaceae
Product: 7-deoxyloganetin glucosyltransferase
Exons: 3
Coding region: 151-1641 (496 amino acids)
Molecular function (GO): UDP-glycosyltransferase activity
Source: RefSeq, a predicted model, not a curated record
UAGAACACCGGGAAUCAAUGAAGUAGUUAUUUACUCGACAAACGACAGGGAAGGUCGUGCCACUCGCGGAUUCAACUUCAGAGGAACUUGCAUUGAGGACAGAGAAAGAGGGGCUCGCAGCGACAGUGUUUUCGCGAUCGUUCAACCAGCAUGGUGAUCGACGAGCUCAAAGUUUCUUGCAGGAGGCCUCAUAUUGUAGCGGUGGCUUACCUCUCGCAGGGUCACAUUAAUCCUCUCAUUCACUUCUGCCUCAAGCUCGCUCACCACGGGAUCCUGGUAACGUUCGUGACGAUCCACGUCGACGGGUUUCUGGGAGUGGGGCAAAGGAAAGAUCCAGAGGUCCCAGAGCACUGGAAGAACAACUUUAACUUCGAGCGCCUCGAGCUGGAGCUCCCGAAAGAGGGUGUGAUGUCCCCGGGUGGAUUUGCUAAGAUCUUCGCGAUGAUCGAAGAGCUCGGAGGCCCUUUCGAGGAGCUGCUGUCAAAGCUCCACUCUCGAGAAGAGAUACCAAAGGUAAGUUGUAUCGUUUCCGACUGUAUGCUCGUGUUCACUCAGGUAGUCGCCAAAAAACUCGGCAUUCCGAGAGCUGGAUUUUGGACGACUUCGCUGGCUUCUCUCACGGUCGAUUAUCAUGUUCCACUUCUCCUGGAGAAUGGUGAUAUUCCAGUCACUGGAGAGAACUGGGAGAAGAUCAUAACUUAUGUCCCGGGACUGGCUCCUCUUCCGGCUUGGUCACUUCCGAUCAUGUACCACGAAGGGAAUAUCAUGACCACCACGGAUCCUGGAUACAAGCGGAAGAUCGCAAGGUGCGUGAUCUUGAGAGACGAUGCUUGGAUCAUAGCAAAUUCUUUCGAGGAACUCGAGCCGGCAGGAUUCCAGGCACUCCGGAAGGCCAUGAACCAGCGGUGCAUCGGCGUGGGGCCAUUGCUCCCCGACGGGUUCUUCGGCGAAAGAGGAGAUUAUGACGAGCAUCGCAAGGUGGUGGCUCCAGGUGUCGCAAGUUUCUGGAAACAAGACACCACUUGCCUUAAGUGGCUCGCUGGGAAAGCUCCAAACUCGGUACUGUACAUCUCGUUUGGAAGUGUCAUCAAGCUCACACUUCCAGAGUUUGAGGAACUCUCUAGAGGCCUGGAAUCGUCCAAGCAGGCUUUUCUAUGGGCUUUUCGUCCAGGAUGUGUGGAAGGACUCGAGAUCGAGGAAUUGGAAUCGUUCAAGGAGAGAACGAGCUCGACCGGACUGGUCAUAAGCUGGGCUCCUCAAGUGGAAGUUUUGUCGCACGAAUCCACAGGUGGAUUCUUGACGCACUGUGGAUGGAACUCAGUCUUGGAGGGGAUUUGCGGAGGCGUUCCAAUGCUGGGAUGGCCAAGACAAGCCGAACAAAACAUAAACUGCGAGCUCUUCGUGGGGAUGGGAAUCGGGUUGAGGCUAGUGGAAGCAAACCAGAGUGGCCGCUAUCAGGCUUGUCCAACGAGCGACGUGAUUGCUUCCAAGGUCUCGAGAGUUCUUGGUGAUGAAGGACUGAGGAAAAGAGCAGGGGAGCUUCGAGAUUCUGCCAGGAGAGCCGUGAAAAACCAAAGCGGUUCUACUACGACACAUGUGGAAGGCUUCGUGAGAUACCUGUACGGAGAGUCUCUUUCGUAAUGUCUUUCUACAUUGAUAAUAUUUUUCUAACAACUAAGUAAAUAAAACUUGGAUUAUAUUUAUUUAGCA